AUGCAUACCAACUACAUUUUCUCGGCUCUUGCCCUAGCUCUUCCCGUCUACUCGGCUAGCUCUACCGCCAAUAUGGGCUGCUACUCCGAAAUCGAAUCAUUCAAGAGCCAGGGUCCAUACACCUUCCAGUCAGUAGGAAAUUGCGAGAUGCAAUGCGCAAAGAACGAUUUCAAGGUCGUUGCUCUGAGCGCUGGCAACAUGUGCUACUGCGGCAAUAAAGUCCCCUCGGACUCCGCUAAGAUCGCCGACGAUAAGUGCGAUAUGCUCUGCGCUGGAUGGCCUGAGGAUAACUGUGGCGGCAGGGACACCUUCAGCGUGUUUCAGGCGGCCGAGAAUGUCAAAGCCUCUGGUUCCGAAAACGGCACCACUGUUACUGAACCCACUGCUGCCACCGCAGCUGGCGGAAUCAUCGUCGCACCCUCGAAGGUUUCCUCAUCAACCAGUAUCGCGACCGCUGCAUCCAAGAGCGCCAACGCUUUCUCCAAGUCUGCCUCUGGCGCUGUCGCAACUUCCUCCCCUACGCCCACGGAUAACGCUGCCGGAACAGUCCGCGCCGGGUCAUCGCUGCUCGGGGCUGUCGUUGUGGGUAUGGGCUUGCUUCUGUGA
Messenger RNA from Penicillium concentricum, 606 nucleotides. Its product is annotated as WSC domain-containing protein. Bases 1 to 606 code for a protein of 201 amino acids. Lineage: Eukaryota; Fungi; Ascomycota; Eurotiomycetes; Eurotiales; Aspergillaceae. The record is from RefSeq and is a predicted model, not a curated record. The transcript has 2 exons.